AUGUCUGGUCUCGAAGGCAUCGCGGUCCUGAGCCUCGCCUGCAACGUUAUGCAGCUCAUCAGCUUCGGUCACGAGGCCGUCUCGAUGUGCCGACGCAUCUACGAGAGCGGCUCGCCGGAGCCUGGUCUCGAUGAUUACGCCAAGGGUCUCAAAGCCGUCUGUGAUGAUUUAGAGAAGUCACUAGGCAAGAAACCGACACCUGCUCCCACUGUGAAAACACCGCUGUCGGAAAAACGCCUCCUAGAUUUCGCGACGAAAUGUGUCAAGCACGCCAAAGAUCUAGAAGAGGAGAUGAAGUACCUCUCCCCCAGUCAGCCGGGCACAUUCGGAGCAUUGGCCGUUGCUCCAAAAGUCAUGUGGCGGAAAAAGAGACUUGAGAGACUCAGACUCAACCUGGCUGAUGCGCAGAAGCUCAUGGAUACGUCUAUCCUCGAGCGGCUAUUCUUCAAAGCGGAGGCGACAUACAAGAUGAACAAGCAGGGCUUUUCCGAGCUGAGUCAAGAACUCAAAGCGUUCAUUGCGCAACAUGCAAAGUCUGGCAGCGUCCUUCAAGACGUCGUGCAGAAACAAUCCACGGAGAUCCGAGAUCACGUCACUACGCAAUCCUCGAAGACGCAGGAAGUUAUCAAGUCCCACAUGUCCCUCGAGCUCGCUCAUCAUGGAGCUUCUGUCAACGAGCAUGUUUCGCUGUCAGCCCAGAGUGUCCAGAAUGCCCUUUCCCAGAGGAUGGAGUCCAGAGAAGACUCUGUGGCAAGAGAGCAAGCUUAUCAGCAGCUUUUGAAGAGUCUUAAGUAUCCCGGAAUGAACGAGCGGAGAAAUCAAGUUACACAAACGCACCCAAGAACUUUUCGGUGGAUCUUCAGCAGUUCUAUGGAACUCGGUGGCUCGGAGUCGGAAUACUCAAAAGAAGACGGAUCCAGCGCAGACGACGAUGAGACUGAAAGCAUUGACAAGUCGAGCACCAUGUCAGAAGAAUCAUCUGAGUCGCCGGAUAGCUCCGACAGCACUGGAUCAGCUUGGCCUCAACCUCGGGAUAAUCUCGUCGACUGGCUGAAAGAUGACAAUCGAAAAAGAUACUGGAUUAGCGGCAAACCAGGGUCAGGGAAGAGCACGCUCAUGAAAUACAUUGAAACAAACGAUAAAACCAUCGAAUACUGCAACCCAGGGACUCGGUGCAUUUCUCACUUUCUAUGGAGACCCGGCACUUUUAUGCAACAGAAUAUCAAAGGCCUCCUUUGCUCUCUGCUUCAUCAAAUCCUGGCCGACGAAAAAAGUAUCGCCUUGAGAAUUCUGGAUAACCAGCCAAGUCUCUCAACGAAGGACUCAUACACCGAUUGGACUGUACAUGAACUGAAAACAAUCCUUCUGGACUUGAUACGAAAGUCAGCUUGCACAUACUUGGUGCUUUUGGAUGGCUUGGAUGAAGUCGCUGAUACCCCGGAUGAGGGAGCUGGCCGACUUUUGCACCUCAUUGACGAGCUUGUCGCCACAAACCAAGUCAAAGUCUGUGUUUCUAGUCGCCCUGAGCCAGCCUUAAAGCGGAGCCUCGAAAGGUACCCGAUGCUCAAGAUCCAGGAUCUGACCAAUCGAGAUAUUCGUUUGCUUACGCGAGACCGACUUGCCGCCAUGGAAAUUGACCUUGAGAACGUCAAGACCGAUAAGUUAUCUGAUCUCAUAUGCGGAAAAGCUGAAGGAGUUUUCAUAUGGGUCGUUCUUGUUUUGAGUAGUCUCCAGCGUGGUCUCGACAAUUACGAUGAUGUGAAUACUCUCUAUCGCCGCGUUCAGUCCUUGCCCAAAGACCUGACGAAACUGUAUAAAGAGAUGUGGUCAAGGAUGAAGGAAGACAGCGACCUCUAUCGCAGAAAAACAGUAUUGCUUUUCUAUAUGGCGAUGGAACUGAAGGGAAUCUUUCAUGAUUGCCAUUGGGGGCUUACAGACAACCUUGUUGGCCUUGUCAUUUCUACAGAUGAUGAAAUGUUGGAGUCCUUCACCUCCCGUGAUGAGAUACCCGAUACGGGGCUACUGUGGGAAAAGUGGCGCUGCUUAGGGAUGGGACUAUUAGCGAGAUGUGCUGGGCUACUGGACAUGACCGGCGCCGAAGAAGCCUUCUCCUCGCAUAAUACCCACGAGAGCAAGUUCAAGUCUUGGGGCAGAACGGGCAUUCGUUUCACGCACAGGACAGCUAUCGAUUUUAUUUGCCACAGCGAGGAGGGAAGAGAACUUUUCGGUGCUCACAUUCCGAGACGCGACGAUCUUCUUAUACGGUCUAUCAAAACAAACCUGAUGUUUCAUCGUAUCAGACGUAGACCGUAUUUCACCAGCACUACGUUUCCCUUCAGACCUACUUUUCCCGGAGGUACAGGACCCUAG
Molecule: messenger RNA, 2370 nt
Organism: Colletotrichum orchidophilum
Lineage: Eukaryota; Fungi; Ascomycota; Sordariomycetes; Glomerellales; Glomerellaceae
Exons: 1
Coding region: 1-2370 (789 amino acids)
Source: RefSeq, a predicted model, not a curated record